Messenger RNA from Argentina anserina (silverweed cinquefoil), 1848 nucleotides. RefSeq lists its product as uncharacterized. The coding region runs from base 239 to 1501 and encodes 420 amino acids. The record is from RefSeq and is a predicted model, not a curated record. Lineage: Eukaryota; Viridiplantae; Streptophyta; Magnoliopsida; Rosales; Rosaceae. The transcript has 5 exons. Gene Ontology annotation, molecular function: nucleic acid binding; RNA-DNA hybrid ribonuclease activity.
GCCUGCCUUAAUUGCAAAGAAAUCGAGGAUCGAGACCGACGGGGAUACCCAAUAGUUAUGCACUCCUUCACUUUUCUCAGUUGGACUCUUAGUCUACGCUACCUCGUUGCCUUGUCGAUAAAAGCACUUCCUUUUUACCCAGAAAGCAAAACAAAUUGAAGAGCUGCUUCUUGUUCUUGUAAAACCUGUUUCUGCUGUUAAAAAUUGCCCAGAACGAAACAGAACACACAUUGCACUGAUGGGUUUCCAAGUCUUUCUGAAGCUCUCAGCAAACUUCAUCUCUGUUCUUUCCUGGCCUUCGUUUAGUUUGAUUUUUGCCCUGUAUGCUUCCAUACAGGCGAUUCAGAGUGACUCUCAUUCCUGGAAUCAGCAAUGUCUUGCUUACUGGGUUUUGUUUGCUUUAUACACAACUUCAGAGUCAACGCUUGGAAAGCUUUUCUAUUGGCUUCCGCUCUGGCCAUAUGCAAAGGGUGUCAUUACUAUCCUGCUGGUGUUACCUUACUUCCAUGGUGCUUCUUAUCUGUAUAAACAUUUUAUCAGGUCCUAUAUUUCUGAGUAUCCAUUUAUCCAUAAAUGGAAAUCACUGUCAUUACCGAGGUCGAAAGAUAUCUUUCUGAGGAGGGACAGCCAUCUUGAUGUGAUUGAUAAAUGUGUUGUCAGGAUUGAACCACAAGAAUUAGAGAGAACUGUCAUAUUUCAGGGAAUACCAGUGCACAGAUAUGAAGCAGUAGUAAAGGAAAAUGGUUCACAAAGUAGUCAGAAAAUUCAGAGGGAGUGGAGCUGUGCUCUUUGUCUAAUUAGCACCACAAGUGAAAAUUGUUUGAAGAUGCACUUCCGAGGUAAGAAACAUGUUUUGAAAGUAGAAGCACUUCAAGAUGUAAAACUAGGCCACAUCAGUGGAUACAAAUCUUCUGCAAAGCUGAAGAGAACAAAUGGAAGGGUUUUACUCGAUAACUUGAACCAAAUUGCGUGGAGCAGCAUUCUAAGACCAAUUAGAUUGUGUAGAUGGAAAAAGCCACAGCUUGGAUGGACAAAAUUGAAUACUGAUGGAUCGGUAGACCCAGGAAACUCUGGUUUUGGGGGUCUACUUCGUAAUUCUAAGGGUGAACCAAUAUGCGCAUUUGUGUCUAAAGCUCUAGGGGAUGAUAUUUUCCUGGUUGAAUUAUGGGCUAUAUGGAGAGGCCUUGUUCUUGCCUCAAGUCUCGGGAUUAAAGAAUUAUGGGUUGAGUCUGAUUCAUUGAGCGUUGUGAAGACAAUAAAUCGAGAUCAGCCAUACAGUUUCAAGGCUAGUAGCUGUUUGAAGCAUAUCUGGGAACUACUAAAGAAAUUUGACAAACACCGUGUAUCUCAUUCAUGGCGUGAAACUAAUAGGGCUGCUGAUCACCUUGCAAAAAUGGUUCUUUCUGAUAGUGACAUUGUUCUCUGGCCAGGUGAUUUUCCUGAUACCCUUAAUAAAAUUAUCAAGGAGGAUGCUGAAGGCAGGAUAUAUUGUAGAGGUUGACUACCAAUUCCAAAUUUGCCCAUGAUCCGGGGCUCAAUCCUUCCUUUCAUGAUCCAGGAGAAAUGUAGAAGUAAUAUAAUUUGUAAUGUAGUCCACUAUACAUAGACGGUCAUGAAAGAGGUCCGGAAGUCGUAAAAAUUGACAGCCUCAGACAUGAGUUUUCCUGGUCGUAUGAGCCUAUGAGGUAAUGUUAAAUAUUGCCAACAAGAUUUUGUAAAUUAUAACCACCCCGUGUGUAUAUUAGAAUGUGAAUUCAUUGUGCAAUAGUUUAGUGGUAAGCUUGGCCAUUAAUACAUUAUUACUCCUGUGCAUUAUCUAGGUACUUACUUUGAGCGCAGCUAAGUUGA